This is a messenger RNA of Lytechinus variegatus (green sea urchin), 3753 nucleotides long. RefSeq names its product WD repeat-containing protein 44-like. NCBI's taxonomy places the organism in Eukaryota, Metazoa, Echinodermata, Echinoidea, Temnopleuroida, Toxopneustidae. The transcript has 18 exons. The record is from RefSeq and is a predicted model, not a curated record. Bases 111 to 3188 code for a protein of 1025 amino acids. Gene Ontology annotation, molecular function: protein binding.
UUUAAUACGCAAACGUAUUACGAGUCAAAAAAAUUGUUUUUUGGAUAGUCUUCGGCAGAAUAUCUCAUUCCAAAGACAACAUAUUUUCGUAGACUUUGAAGGGGAUAAAAAUGGACUCAGAAAGUGAUACUGAAGAGUUUUACGACGCCCCAGAAGAAGUCUCUUCCAGUCCUGCCAGGAAAGUGACGAGAGAAAGGGGAAACCGCCAGUCAGCCACCAAUCAGUAUGAAGAUGAGCUACGUCAUUUGGAGGAAGAGAAGCGGAAGGCCGAGGAGAAGAGACAGAGGGAGGAUGCCAUCAUCCAGCAAAAGAUCAAAGAACUAGAAGAGAAGAAGAGAGAAGAGGAAGAACGAGAGCAACAGAGGCUCCGAGAAGAGAUGGAAAGACUCCAGAAGGAGAGAGAAGAAGAAGAAAAGAGAAGACUGGAAGAGGAAGAGCGACAAAGAGAGGAGCAGGAAGCAGAAGAGCGUCGCCAAGAAGCCAUUAGAAGGAGAAAGCGUUUAGAACAGAUGAGACGCAAUGAAGACGGGGAGGAGAAUAUUAAUACCCAAACUGGUACCCACGAUCAAGGAGAAUCUCAGAUUCCCCCUGACGUAGAACCACUGGGAGAGAGUUCAAAUCAUCAAACCAGCAGCAUAGACCAGGACCAGGACCCCUCCCAAAGGUUGGAACGAGAACCAGGUCUUGCUAACCGGAAUGUAGAACCCGACGUCAUUGCCAGCACCAAGGAGCGUCCCGUGGACCUCCCGCUGUCAGGGGCCAUGACUUCGUCACCUACUAGGGACCAAGCAAGUCCAUCAUCCAGUGCUCCAUCUGCCCAGGGUGAAGGGGUACAGGAUGACAUGCCUCCACCGGUAGCUCCUCCGAGGAGGAAGAAGAAACAGAAGAAGAUGGUGGAGAUGGCUAGACAGGAGAGCCUAGAUAGCCAGUCAAGCUCAGCCCUUUCUUUGUCAUUGAGAGAGCCUUCAGAGGAAGGAUCUCUGGCAGGCGGUGAAGAUCAACCCAUCGGCCUCCCACCGGAGGGUCUAAACCGACCUCACAGCGGUCUCCUAACCCCCACUACUACCAUCGAGAGCCUCACGAGGGAGCUUGAACAUUCUUUGGAUCUUGCCAGCGCUGUGCACGGUGGAGACUACAUUAUUCUUCAUAAGGACACUCAAAGUAUCAAAGGAGAAUCAAGGGAAGACCUGAAAGUCCAAGGGUCACGUCUGCCGGAGUCCAUUCCCAAAGAGGUGAAGCAGGGCGGGGCAUGCGUUCCUAUUAGCAGCUCAUCAUCUCAACCCGAUAAACCAAGCCGUGGGAACACCCCCGAGACAGAGAAACUUCUCAAGUAUUAUAAUCUGAUGCAGGGCCAGUCCAUGACAGGGGAAGAAUUGACUGAUGAGGAAAUUCUAUCUCAAGUGAUUGUAAAGAACCUGGACACCGGUGAGACCGUGCCCUUACUGCUUGCUGAGGAAAGACUUCCAAAGUGCAUUAAUCCUCUCUCUCUUCACAUCAUGCGUAUUACAUCAGAAUAUGUCAGUAACUCAAGUCUCGACAAGGAGGCAGGCAGUGACGGUGAAAAGGAGACUGGUGCCACUGAAGUUGCACACCAGAUCAAAGAAAAGAAGAAAAAGUUGAAGAAGUUCCUUGGUAAGACAGUGCAUAAGUUAAAGACGGCGGCCGAUGAAGCUUUCAGGCACGAUGAUCAGGAGAUUAGUGAAGAAGAAUCAAUACCAGAUACCCGCUACUGCAAGUUCAAGGCAGCCUCAAGUCACAAAGGAAGCUAUGAUUUUGAUCAGCUGGUCAACUGUCAGGAUCUUAGUGGCGAACACACAGGAGCCAUCUGGACCAUGAGAUUCUCUCACUGUGGAAGAUUAUUGGCCACAGGAGGCCAGGAUCACCUACUGAGGGUGUGGGUUCUCAAGGAUUACUACAAGUACUUCGACGACAUGCGCCAACGCUACAACAACGAAUCCAGGGCCAAGUCCCAGACCCAGGGCAGCUCCGACAGUUCCAGUUCCAGCCUGGAGCGGGACCGCAAGCCGGAGGAGAUCGAGGAGGAGCGGGAGCAGCUGAAGAAGGAGGUGAUGGAGAUGGAGGGAUCCAUCGAGAAGGAGGAGGCGGCCAGGAGGGGGGAGAAGGAUACAUCGCUGGAGGAUGUCGAUCAGGCGGAGGAGGAUGGGGAGGCGGUGUUCGCCAAGGCACCGUUCUUCACCUACUCGGGUCACACCGCUGACCUUCUUGAUAUCUCCUGGUCAAAGAAUUACUUCAUUCUCUCUUCAUCAAUGGAUAAGAUGGUUCGUCUGUGGCAUAUCUCUCGUAGUGAAUGUCUCUGUUGCUUCCAACACAUAGACUUUGUGACAGCUAUUGCCUUUCAUCCAAGGGAUGACCGCUAUUUUCUCAGCGGCUCGCUGGACGGCAAGCUUCGUCUGUGGAACAUCCCCGAUAAGAAGGUCGCCCUCUGGAACGAGGUUGACGGUCCGACCAAGCUCAUCACGGCAGCUAACUUCAUCCAGAACGGAAGGUUUUCAGUCGUUGGUACCUACGAUGGUAGAUGUAUCUUCUAUGAUACAGAGCAUUUGAAAUACUACACUCAGAUCCAUGUCAGGUCAACAAGAGGUCGCAAUGCGAAGGGACGUAAGAUCACCGCCAUCGAGCCUCUGCCUAGCCAAGACAAGAUCCUUGUAACAUCCAAUGAUUCUAGGAUACGCCUUUAUGACCUCCGUGACCUCUCGCUGGCGUGCAAGUACAAGGGUUGCACCAACAUUAGCAGUCAAAUCAAAGCAUCGUUCAGCCAUAAUCAUCGUUAUAUCAUCUGCGGAUCGGAGGACCAUGCGUUCUACAUCUGGAAGACACACUAUGACUUUGCCAAGUUUACAUCGGUGAGGAGAGAUCGCAAUGACUUCUGGGAAUCGAUAAGAGUCCACGAUGCAGUGACAACAUCUGUAGUCUUCUCUCCAAACCCUAAGCUUGUGUUGGGAUCAGCUCCUGCCAUCGCUUCCGGUCUUGACCCCCAGCAGCUGGUCGGAGGGUCAUCAUCCCCAUCGCCGACGUCCAAGAAGGAUCGAUCGGAUUCCGCCAAGGGGGAGCCCAGCGGAAAGGAAGGAAAGCACUCGUCGUUGAAGCGGCCUCCAGAUCUUGGUGAGGUGCUCGUCUCGGCCGACUUCAAUGGAGCUAUCAAGGUCUUCAUAAAACAUCCAAAAUAAAUUCCAUCUCAGAGAGAGAGAGAGUGUGUGUGUAUGAAAGUGUGAGAUGGAAAUGGUGAGAGACUUAGGGAAAGAGGGUAAGAAAAAGAGAGAGAGGGUAAGAAAGAGAGAGAGAGUGAGAGAGAAAGGACUUGUCAUCUCUCUCUAUCUUGUAAGAAACUCCAUGCCAGUUGUUGCCGAUGGUUACAGGGUUGUGUAUCCUGUGCUGGUGCUAAAAUUAAGAGUGCGGACUCAUCGCAGACUCUUCCCGCUCUUUGGUAGCUCCUGAUUUUAGAGCCUUGUUAGCCUUGACAGAGCUUCACCUUGUACAGCACCUGUGUGUAUCUCCAUUAUAGGACCAGCAGAUAAUAUCCUACGAGGUUCCCCCCCCAUGAUUAUCUACAGAUAAGAUAUAAAUUGCCCCUCAUCUAGUGUACAUGUAUGUGUGGUAUUUGUGUUACCCUACCAACAAGGUUAAAAAUUAUAUCUGUAUAGAGGCUAUUUGGCCUACUUAUGUUCAUUCCAAGAUAGACACUGUAUAUAAUGUUGUAUUUAGCCCAUUUGUCAUUUACAGGGGCAAUUUUGC